AUGGCGAAUAAGAAGAAUGAGGGGCAGCGUUUAGGCAUUACAGAUCCCAUCUCUUUGACUGGACCAACUUACUUCGAUCUCUGCAAAACCAAACAACUUCAAAACUAUUUGGAAAAUGCUCAAUUGUACGAGACUCCUGAUGAGGCUCUCGCCAGGGAGGAGGUGCUCGCCAGACUAGACCAGAUUGUGAAAGUAUGGGUUAAAAGUAUUAGUCGAGCUAAGGGUUUGAAUGAACAACUGGUGCGUGAAGCCAAUGCAAAGAUUUUCACUUUCGGCUCUUAUAGAUUGGGGGUGCAUGGGCCAGGUGCAGAUAUAGACACUCUCUGCGUUGGACCUAGAUAUGCAACAAGAGAAGAAGAUUUCUUUGGUGAACUAGGUAGAAUGUUGGCAGCCAUGCCUGAAGUUACAGAGUUGCAUCCAGUGCCUGAUGCUCACGUUCCAGUUAUGAAGUUCAAGUUUAGUGGGGUUUCAAUAGAUUUACUUUAUGCUAAACUGUCACUCUGGAUUAUUCCUGAAGAACUAGAUUUAUCACACAACUCAAUACUGGAGAAUGCAGACGAGCAGACAGUUCGUAGUCUGAAUGGUUGUAGGGUCACUGACCAGAUUCUACGAUUAGUUCCAAAUAUUCAGAAUUUUCGCACGACUCUAAGAUGCAUGAGAUUAUGGGCAAAGUGUCGUGGUGUUUAUUCUAAUGUUACAGGAUUUCUUGGUGGGAUAAACUGGGCUUUGCUUGUGGCUCGAAUAUGCCAAUUAUAUCCUAAUGCAUUGCCCAGCAUGUUAGUAUCCCGAUUCUUUCGGGUGUAUACUCAAUGGCGAUGGCCCAACCCAGUUAUGCUCUGCAACAUUGAAGAAGGAUCUUUGGGGCUUCAAGUUUGGGAUCCAAGAAGAUAUCACAGAGAUAGAUAUCAUUUAAUGCCGAUAAUAACUCCGGCUUAUCCUGCAAUGAAUUCCAGCUAUAACGUCUCGUCAAGCACUUUGCAAAUUAUUUCGGACGAAUUUCAGAGGGGAAAUGAUAUCUGUGUGGCUAUGGAGUCGAACAAGGAAGACUUGGAAUGGGAUACCCUGUUUGAGAGAUUUUCCUUCUUCAAAGCAUAUAAUAAUUAUCUACAAAUAGACAUCAAUGCUGAAAAUGGUGAUGAUUUGAGACAAUGGAAAGGUUGGGUUGAAUCUCGUAUACGUCAGCUAACAUUGAAGAUUGAGAAGCACACUUUGAACAUGCUCCAAUGUCACCCCCAUCCUGGUGAUUUUUCAGACAAAUCCAAACCUUUUCAUUGUAGCUACUUUAUGGGUUUGAAAAGAAAACAACAAGGACCUGGUUUGCCAAAUCAAGAUGGAACCUUUGAUAUUAGGGCAACUAUUGCAGAGUUUAAAGGGAUAGUACUGAACAACUAUACUUGUUGGAAGUCUGGAAUGGAGAUUCGUGUACACCAUGUUAAAAGGAAAAACUUACCUAGUUUUGUGCUCCCUACUAUCACCACUUCUAAGGUCACUAAGCGCCUGGCUCGCUUACCCUCAAAGCCGGGUAUGGAUACAAGGUGCGCUUUGGAAGUAAAGGCGUAUGGACAUGCACAACAAGCACCAGUUAAUAAGACAGAUGAAAGUAAUAAAGGUGGUAAAAGAAGGCAUCUUGAGGAUAAUGUUGUUGAAAACAACAUGAGAAAUGUGAAGUCUAGGCACUCAAGCUCUAAUUCCAUUAUUAGUGAUAGUUCUUCAUCCAUAAAGAUGGACAGCUUAGCAAACACUAGAUAUCAGAAUGGUGAGAGUGAAGUAUCAUCAUCAUCAUCAUCAUCAAGCAGUUCGCCAACUGAAAAAACUUCACCACCACCACCUCCACAGCAAGCUGUGUUAGAAGAGCUUGAAGAUGAUUUGGAAUUGGAACAUACAAGUAAAGUGAAAUGCGAGAUGAAAGGCUUAAAGCCUGCUGAACUUAUGGCACCACCAAUUUUAAACAAGUGCUUUGCUUCUGUACCACGUGAGAAGCCAACCAUAAGAUUGAUCUUCACUUCUUUGUAGGCAAAAUCUAGUAAUGUAUAAUAAGAAAAAGUCAUGUACCAUCUUUUUCUUAUUACCAAGCUUUUUCAUUAUGCCUGUGUAUGUCAUGCAAGUUGAAAUCUGUCAAUGAUGAGAG
Molecule: messenger RNA, 2128 nt
Organism: Cannabis sativa
Lineage: Eukaryota; Viridiplantae; Streptophyta; Magnoliopsida; Rosales; Cannabaceae
Product: nuclear poly(A) polymerase 1
Exons: 13
Coding region: 1-2013 (670 amino acids)
Cellular component (GO): nucleus
Molecular function (GO): poly(A) RNA polymerase activity; RNA binding
Source: RefSeq, a predicted model, not a curated record